UUCCUCCCCCCCCCCACUUCCUUGCUCCCCACUCUUCAGUUCCCCUGUCAGUCUUUAUUUCCACGCCUCUCUCUCCAGCUGUGUGCCACCCAGACCCCCGCUUGAACUGAGGUAGGGGCUCAUCAAUCAGCAGCCUUGGUGCAUCUCGGCCGGUGUCCAGGAUGUGCUGCUGGCUGGCUCUAUGUGUCACGGUCCAGGCAGCUUUGCUCUGGCAGAUAGUGGUUGGAGCAACUUCAGCUCAAUUCUCCCAGCCCUACUAUCACCAGGAGAACGUGAUUGAUCUUCUGGAAGCCCUGAACAUCACCAGAUCGAUAAAGGGAGUGAGCAGAAGCAAAGGUGUUGAGCCAGGGGACCUGGCUUGGAAGUUCCGUAAGCGAGUGCCAAACCUCACACUGCCACGCGACUAUGCCAUCUACUUCCUCACCUCCAUGCAGGGCUCCAUUGGCUUUCACUUUGUGGCAAAACAGAGCAAGAACUCUGAGGGGUCAGUCAUCUCCUUCACCUCUCCCACCACCACCAAGAAGGAUGGGCAUCCGCUUUUGCAGCUCACGUCCAGCACCAGAAGCAACGAGCUGCGGCUGGAUUACCGAACUGUGCACAACAUGGAGCCAGCAUCUGUCGUCUUUCCUGGAGGGACCCCCUUUGGCAAUGGGCAGUGGGGCAGGGUGGCUUUCAAUCUGGAGUCCCAGAGAAUAACACUCCUCAUUGACUGUGAGGAAGACAUUGUAUUUGAGAAGAACAUGGACGAUGAUGCCAUCAGUCUGAUUCUCCCCAUCGAUUUGGAGAUUCACUUCUCCGGCACGGAGGGAGGAGGCAGCAAGUUCACGGGACACUGGCAGACGGCGGAGAUCUCGCCGAGUGGGUUUGUUCACCGCCCGUGGCACUGCGAUAACCUGCCAGAUUCCUUACCUUUGCCUUAUUCUUUGGCUGAGGCGCGUUAUUCUGAUUCAGACGAGGAAUUUCAGUUCAAUGAGGAUGUUUCCACUCAUUCAAUGUCCUUGUCUGAUGUCAGUCAGGAUGGUCAGCAGCAGAAUGAUGCUGAGGCUUCACUGUUGACCCACAAUCUAAAACCCAGAAGCCAAGAGCAGCGACUAGAGAGGUUGGAGGAGAUGGUGACCUCGCUCAGCAGAAUGCUGGACAUGGUCAAAGCUCAGAACUCCGACCUGCUGCUGCGUGUCAAGCACCUUGAGGCGUGCGAAUGCAGGAAGGCCGUGUGCUCGUGGCAGGGAAGGCAGUACGAGGACGGCCAGUCGUGGGUCCAAGACCCCUGCAACACCUGUGCCUGCACCAAGGGGGAGAUACAGUGCUCAAAGCAGAGUGCCAGCCCCUCCUGUCAGAAUCCCUGUGUGAGCAACCCAUGCAAGAAUGGGGGUGUCUGCCAACCUCUCACCUCUGACUCCGCGAUACAACAUUCAGGGUUUACAUGCAACUGCCCAGGGACAUCGACAGGACGCUUGUGUGAAGAUCACUUGGUCCAGGUUUGUACUUUGCCUCGGGUUGAAGGUGGUUGCCACAAUGGACACGGUGCUCCUACACAACGCUGGUUUUACAGCAGCUGCUCGGGUGUGUGUGAAGAGUUUAAUUACAGUGGCUGUGGCGGCAACAGCAACAACUUUGCAACCGGUGAGGAAUGCAGGGAGAGGUGCGAGGUCGGAGCUUGCUGCUACCGACACCCUCAAUUGUCCGACGUCCCGAUUGGUUACGACCACGAGGGCUACGACCGCUAUGGUUAUAACGUAUCCAGCCUGGACCGGAAUGGAAGGAAAGUGGUGGCUUUUAACCCCGUGCGGUCUGGGCCUGCACUAUUUGGUCCAAACGGGCAGAUCUUCAGCGGCCUGAGCGACGGGCGAGAGUUCGACAAGUACGGAUUUGACAGGCAGGGAUACGACCGCGAUGGGUUUUACAGGGACACUGGGUUUAACCUCACUGGCUACAACAAGAAGGGGGAGCACGAUGCGAGGGCAGAGUUUGAUGCAACAGGAUUCAACGCGGACGGUUACAACCGUGCCCAGUUUAACUGCGUUGGGAUCAACCGAGAGGGUUUCAACUAUCUCGGGUUCUCUGCAGCCUACACCUACCACUGUGAAUAUCUGCCAACCUCUCACUGCCAGGCUCUCAACAGAGGUGAGCCGGGGAGAGAGGUGGUCAGCUUCAGGCCUGGCCAGCGGUGUGAGGAUGUCCAGUGCAGCCAGGGCUGUGGCUGUACCUUCCACGGUCACUCCUACCGCUUCGGAGAGUCCUUCGAGUACAGCUGCGAGAUCUGCGUCUGCAGCUACACCGGGGUAAUCGAGUGCAACUGUCGGCACGUCAGCCAGCGCAAGGAGAUCCGCGACAUGAUGGCUGAGGAAAUGAUGGUUUACCAGGCAGCAAUACGCGAUGUCUACUUCAAACAGGGUAUCUGGGAGGAGUUUGCCAAGCUGAAAGCAGAGUACUCGCCACAAGCCAAUGGACUGUCCACCUUCCUGCCCUGGCACCGUUACUUCCUCCGAAUGGUGGAACGAGAACUGCAGAAGAUAUCAUGUGACAUCAGCAUCCCGUAUUUCGAGUGGACCAUUGACGCGGGUUCGAUGGAAAGCUCGACUGCUUGGCAGGGAAACUUCUUUGGGGCUAACGGAGAGCCUGAGACAGACUGCGUGUCCCAUCACCCUUUCCAGCAGGACGGUGAAUGGGUGCCUUGCCUCCGUCGUCACUUCAACUCUUCCAUCAUUCUUCCAGACGCAAUCAACAUUCAGUUGAUAUUAGCAGAACAAGACUUUACCCAGUUUUCCAUUCAAAUGGAAGCCAUCUCAGGGCUCUUCCAUCUCUGGGUGGGUGGCCACAUGGCCUCACCUUUCAGUCCCUAUGAUCCAAUAUUUCUGUCCCAUUAUGCGUUUAUAGAUAAGCUGUGGAGUCACUGGCAAGACCGCAGCCCCACUGGUCUGCCCCGUUAUCCAUGUGAGUUCCGAUACGUGAAGAUGAAGCCGUUUGACAUUGCCCCGGAUGACCUGUUGUUAUCUCAGCAGCAGCUUUGCACGGUGUACGUGCCAGUCACACUCGGUGCCCCUUGCAACUAUACUCACUCCAAUUCUCUCCACCGUGACCAGGAUGGCUAUGAUGGGAAAGGUUUUGAUCAAGAUGCGCAACCAGACACACACAGAGUUUACAAUACUCAUGGGUAUGAUUGGCAGGGCUAUGAUCGCAGCGGCUUCGACCGGGCUGGCUGGGAUUGCAAUGGUUACGGCAGAGACCAUUUCAAUCGGGAUGGUUUUGACAUCGAAGGAUUUGAUGUUUCAGGAUACAAUCGGUAUGGAUUCAAUCGGUCUCUGGUCACAUCAUUUGGAAUGAGGAAAGAUGAGACCUACCUGCCUUACGUUAAGGUGGAAGUUAUCGAGUCAUUCUUUGAUGGUGGCUAUAACACUUACGGAUACAACAAGUUUGGCUUGGAUAAGAAUGGGUUUGACAUGUUUGGUUUCGAUGAGAAGGGGUAUGAUAAAGACAACUGCAAUUAUUUCUUCCGAGGCCCUCAUCACAUGAGAUUCUACUUCUUUGUCCAGCAGCAGCUGUACAUGGCAAACACUGAGCUGCUGCUCAACAUUAAACGUAUCUGCCCCCCAGUAACCCCACUCCCAGAUUGGUGGCUUGUCCACAACUGGGUGACCACUGAUCAGCACGACACGAUCACCCUCAUCCGGCAAAUUGAGCAGAAGUGGGUUUCACAUCAUCCUUUUGACAGCGGAUAUAUCCCCAACAUAUCCUCAGUGAAAGACGAUGGCCUCUGGCUUCCUGUGACCCCCGACCUCAGGUUUUGUUUCGAGCUGCAUUGGUAUUCGGGCUGCCCGAUGGGCACUCAGCCAGUCAGCUGCCCUGACCUGUGCCAGCACACGGAGUGCCCGGGGUUCCCAAACUCGGAGUGCCGGGUCCACCGCUGCGGAGCCUGCUUCAGCGAGUGGUACGAUCGAGCGACAGGCCGCCAUGUCAUGUGUCAGGGUUGUAUAGAUGAAAUGGGCAUGAGUCACGUGGAUGGUUCGAGCUGGCAGUCUGGAUGCCAGCUGUGUAUAUGCCAAGGUGGUGCCGUGUCUUGUUCCAAGCUGCACUGUCCAGACCCUGGGAGCUGCCAGCAUCCAGCCCCGGACCCAAGUCAAUGCUGUUCUUCUUGUGAUGGUUGUAGGUAUAAUGGGCAAACUUUUCAGAACGGAGAUUCGGUCAUCGUUGAUACUUGCACAUCCUGCGUGUGCCUGAAUGGAGAUAUAUCCUGUGCCUCAGUGCAGUGCCCGACCCUCAGCUGUAAGGAUGUUGUGCAGAGACCAGGAUCCUGCUGCCCACAGUGCGCUCAAGGCUGUGCCAAUGGAAGAGCUCAUGGGGAGAGCUGGAAGCCGGAAGCCUGUACACAAUGCUCGUGCGAGGAUGGAAAUGUCCGGUGUAAGGAGGUCACAUGUCUAGAGCUCACUUGCUUAGACCAAUACAAGCCUGCUGGAGAAUGCUGCUCCAUCUGUCAGUCAGGUUGUAAAUAUGAAGAGAAGCAGUAUAUGAAUGGAGAUGUCUUCUCACCAAUUGACAACCCCUGCAUGAACUGUACAUGUGUGAGCACCUUCGUGAGAUGUGCUUCCGUGCAGUGUCCGCCCUUGGCGUGUUCUCACCCAGUCCAGGAGUCUGAUCAGUGUUGCCCCAGCUGCCCAGGCUGUGAGCUGGAGGGAGCCCUCUUGGAUUCUGGCCAGACAUUCACGUCACCAGACGGCUGUCGGACAUGCUCUUGCACGGAAGGGCAGGUUGUGUGUGAAGAGAAACACUGUGAGAUCACCUGCAGGAACCCAGUCCCACCCCCAUACGGGAACUGCUGUCCCAUCUGUGUUGAUUGUUCCAUCAAUGGACAGAUCUACCUGAAUGGGGAGAGAGUGCCCAAUGGGGAUCCGUGUACAGGUUGUAGCUGUCGGGCUGGAGAUGUUCACUGUGUGCCAGUGACCUGUCAGGCUGUAACCUGCCAGGACCCCAUCCAGGAACCAAAGGAAUGCUGCCCAAGGUGUGUGGAAUGUGAGUACGAGUCUCAGACUUUCUCUGAUGGACAGACCUUCAUACCUCGGUCAAAACCCUGCAUGAGCUGCCGUUGUGAGGCUGGUAAAAUAUCAUGUGACCGAAUGGCCCAGAAUUGUCCACCCGUCCGAUGUAGUCACCCGGCCAAUCUAGUUGGGCAGUGCUGCCCUUCAUGUGACAUGUGUGAGUACGAGAGUGCACUCCUCGGCAAUGGCCAGACGUUCCAGCCACCUUUUGCUGGGCCCUGCAUUCAGUGUACCUGUACAGAUGGAAAUGUACGAUGUCAGGAGGAGGUCUGUCAGUCCCUGACAUGUGCCAACCCAUUCAAAGAUCCAGACCAGUGCUGCCCCACGUGUAAAGUUUGUGUUGUGCAGGGACUGGAGUAUGUAGAUGGAGCAACAUGGAAGCUGGAGGAUGGUCAGUGCACUACCUGUACCUGUGUCAAUGGUGACACCAUCUGCAGACCCAAGCAGUGCCCUGCUGUUAACUGCCUGCACCCUUCUUCAAACAACGGUGAUUGCUGCCUGUCGUGUGACCAGUGCACAUACAACAAAAGACGGUAUAGGAAUGGGCAGAGGUUCAUUGACCCAGACAACCCGUGUCAGGAUUGUCACUGUCAGGCUGGUACAGUGCUCUGUGUCCCAACCGAUUGCCCCACUGUUACUUGCAACAGGCCAGAAAGGAAGACAGGCCAAUGCUGUGCAAAGUGUCCCGACUGUGUAUUUGAGGAUCGAGUGUUAGUGGAUGGUCAACGGUUCCCAAAUCCCGAAGAUCCUUGCCAGGAAUGUGCCUGCUUGAAUGGCCAGGUGAUCUGUAAGGAGAGAGAUUGUAUCAGCGCCCUCUGCUCCUAUCCACUGUCUGGCAGCUGCUGUCAGAACAACUGCAACGGUUGUCAAUAUGCUGGUAAGGAGUAUCCCAAUGGAGCUGAUUUUCUGCACCCAACUAACAAGUGCAAGGAGUGCCAUUGCAUAAAUGGGAACGUGCAGUGCCUGUCGAGGAGGUGUCCUCCUUUGUUGUGCAAUGACCCAUUCCUCCUGCCAGGAAGCUGUUGCCUUCAAUGUCCAGCUCCACCGGCUGAAUGCCAGUACACUGGCAUUCUUUACAUACACACGCAGCAUUUCUACGACCCAUUGGACAAGUGCCGCUCCUGUAUGUGCAACAAUGGCACGGUCACGUGUCAGAGGAAGCCAUGCGCCCCCCUGCAGUGCUCGCACCCCAUCCUGCAGGAUUGCUGCCGCACGUGCGACGGCUGUCUGCUGGGUGGAAAGGAAUUUGCAAAUGGAGAACAAUUUGCCGAUGUGUCAGAUGGCUGCAACGUUUGUGAGUGCAGAGAGGGCAGUGUGCUGUGUGAGAAGAGACCCUGUCCCGUACUGGAUUGUCCCUUUCCCAUACAGGACCGCUGCUGCAAGGCCUGCGAUGGUUGUAAUUACAUGGGGGUGGACUAUCUCAAUGGCCAGGAGUUUCCUGGGCCCUUGGAUCCCUGUGCCCGCUGUGAGUGUAUGAACGGAUUUGUCAGCUGUUCAAGGAGACCAUGUUACAACCCAGGUUGCAGCCAUCCCAUCAACCUCCCCACUCAGUGCUGCCCUGUGUGUGAAGGCUGUUACUAUGUUGGUGUUGGUAUCAGCAAUGGAGAGACAUUCGCAGACCCAAGUGACUUGUGUUCUCAGUGUACCUGCCGGAUGGGCUCUGUGCAGUGUGUGAAGAAGCUGUGUGCUCCAGCACCCUGCCCCCACCCAAUUACCGGACCCUGUGAUUGUCCCCAGUGUGACGGUUGUCAUUUCCAAGGUGAAGAUUAUGCAGAAGGAGCGACAUUCCCUGCCCCCAAAGGGAGAUGUGAGGAGUGUCAAUGCUGGAAGGGGCAAGUGAUCUGUGACACCAAGCAGUGCAAGAAGGUGCCGUGCCGCCAUCCUGCAAUCAAUCACUGCGGCUGUCCAGUGUGUGCGGGUUGUCAGUACAAAGAGAGAGACUGUAAAAAUGGUGAAAGAUUCCCAGACCCAAGCAACAAGUGCAACCACUGUCUCUGUGUGAAUGGAGCGGUCAGCUGUGAGCCUGUGUCCUGCCCAUCCGUGCCAUGCGAGAACCCAGUGACUCCUCACGACGAAUGCUGCCCACAGUGUACAGGGAUUUGCCGCUACCAAGGCAGAGUGUAUGAGAAUGGAGCCACCUUCAACUCGCCCUCAGAGAAAUGCUCAAAGUGCAAUUGUCUGGCGGAGGUGGUGAGCUGCUGGCAGAAGCCUUGUUCCGAGCAGUGCACCCAUCCAGUGGCCAGCACCAGCUGUUGUCCCGUCUGCAACCGCUGUUCCUUUGAGGGCUUGGAAUACAAGAACCGCGACGCCUUCUUUCUUCCGUCUGACCCCUGUAAACGCUGCAGCUGCCGCAAUGGGAACGUGUUGUGUGUGGAGGUUGUGUGCCCUCAGGUGACCUGUCCAGAAGCGAUCACUAAACCAGGCCAGUGUUGUCCAGAGUGCCCAGUCUGCACCCACCAAGGAAGACAUUAUGCAGAAGGAUCACAUUGGAUUUCAGCCACUAAUCCCUGCCACAAGUGUGUGUGUACACGAGGCAAAGUGACAUGUUUGGAGCCAGAAUGCGAGAUCACUUGCCAAUAUCCCACGCAGAUCCCUGCCCAGUGCUGUCCCGUUUGUCACGACUGUUACUUUGAAGAGAAUAUCUACAGACACCGGGAAUCUUUCAAACCGGACUCUUGCAGAGACUGUUCAUGCAGCGGUGGAAAUGUUCAUUGUUUGACCAUUGAGUGUCCAAUGCUGAGCUGUGGGCAGCAGGUAACUCGGGAAGGAUCUUGCUGCUCAGAGUGUCGAGGCUGUGUGUACCACGGGAAGGAAUAUCAGGAAGGAGCGACGUGGUUCGAUCCUUUGGUUCCCUGUGUGACGUGUAUGUGUGCGGGCGGAGUCACAACCUGCUCGGAAAUUCAUUGCGUCACUCCGUGCAAUAACGUUAUUCAUGUAACCGGGGAAUGUUGUCCUCUCUGCGCAGAUUGUAUUUACGAACACCAAGUGUACAGCGCAGGCGAGAGUUUCCAUCCCAACAACAAUCCCUGUGAGAUCUGCACUUGUGAGGUGAUGGUGGAUGGAGAGCAGCAUCUCCGCUGCUAUCAACGUCAGUGUCCCAGCCUGGUGGACUGUCCAAGGGAUUUGAUCCUUGCCGCAGAUCCGUCUCACUGCUGCCCUAGCUGUGCCCAGCCACUGAGUAACUGCACGACAGCCCUGGGAGGGAGCGAACUCCUUGCCACUGAUGACCCCUGUUACACCUGCCAGUGCAAGGAUUUAACUUGGAUCUGCGUCCAUCAGAGUUGUCUCCCGCUCAGCUGCCCGAUCUCUGAGCAGUUUACCCCAGCAGGGGCCUGCUGCCCAAUCUGUGAUGAAUGUGUGAUCGAGGGUGAAAAUCAGCGAGUUUCUGAUGGUCAAACCUGGACUGACUCCAUUGAUGAAUGCAUCACAUGCUCCUGCAAUCUCGGGCAUGUUGAGUGCCACAUUGAGGAAUGUCUCUCCGUCAUCUGCCAUGACGGCCUUAUCAAAGUCCGAUCACUGGGAAGAUGCUGCUAUGAGUGCCAAGAUCCCAGGAUUUCCUGCAGCUACCAGGGAAACUCGUAUCAAUCAAACCAACACUGGGAAGUGAAUGAAUGUACAACCUGUACCUGUGUCUCUGGGGAGGUCCACUGUCAGACCGAGCAGUGUCCACAGCUCACCUGUUCAUCGGAUGAGAGCCCUGUACUGAUCCCAGGAAUGUGUUGCCCUCACUGCAUUCCACGGCCCGCCACCUGUAUGGUCUUUGGAGACCCUCACUACCUCACCUUUGAUGGGAAGAUGAUCCAUUUCCAAGGAGCGUGCAGCUACAUUCUGGUUGAGGACUGCGAGGGAGGAGACUUCAGUGUCCGCGUGACCAAUGAUGAUCGAGGUCGGAAAGGGGUAUCAUGGACUAACGAAGUAACGAUGCUGAUUGGAGACCUGAUUAUCCAACUUCUCCAGGACUGGGUUGUGAUGGUGGACAGCCACAGUGUAUCGCUACCUUUUCUCAAGGAGCCAUACAUCUACAUCGAGAGAAGAACCAACAAUAUCUUACUCAACACCAACAUCGGUGUGAAGGUCCUGUGGAAUGGGAAAUCUCACCUGGAAGUGAGCUUGCCCGGAACCUACAAGGGUCAGGCAUGUGGUCUGUGUGGGAACUUCAACAACUACCCCCAGGACGACAUGCGGAUCCGCAGCGGCCAAAUCGUUAGCUCAGAAGCAACGUUUGGGAACAGCUGGAAGGUCCACAGUGAAAAUGAGAGCAGCCCACAUUGUGCAGACGCUGAGGACAUUGACCCCUGUAAACGGGCAGGUUACCGGGCUCGCAAAGAGGCCAACGCCAAGUGCAAGAUCCUGAAGUCCAAGACCUUUGAGCGUUGUCACGGGGUGAUGCCACCCGAGAUGUUCUUUGGCUCCUGCGUGUACGACCUGUGCGCCUGUGGUUCGAAUAUUGACGAUUGCUUGUGCGAUGCGCUGGAGGCCUACGUGUCGCAAUGUCGAGAGGCUGCAGUUGUCCUACACUGGCGAUCACCAACACUCUGCGCGGUUGGCUGUCCAUCUGAUCGCGGCUACGUGUUCGAUGAGUGUGGCCCCCCGUGCCCAAAGACGUGUUUUAACAAAGAUGUUCCGCUGGGAGUGAUUGACGCCCACUGCUUCAAGCCCUGUGUCCCAGGCUGCCAGUGUCCGGCUGGUCUGGUGGAACACGAGUCCCAUUGUAUAUCACCAGACUCCUGUCCCAAAAUCAUCUACGGAAACUUGUGAUUCACACUGUCACAGAGGGACAAGCACACACUGACGCACAUACACUGAAACAUCGAGCACUAUCAAUGCACCCAUGGCCACGUUUUACUGCUGUGAGGAGAAGAGGAGGAAACCCAGCUGAUAUUAAAGUGACAGGCCAAACUAUUAACCUUCAAUGUUGGCCCGUGCACUCAGACAGCAGGACCAGGUACGAGCUUAGAGAGUGUGCACAACUUUUAAAACAGAUGGAUUAGAAAGUCUCAUCCCUCUCUCUGUUCAGCUAGAGUAUGUGUAUUUGCCAUCUGAAGUGCUUUUGUUCAAGUUCUGUCUUCAUGUCACUGUUUCUGAGCUUGUCCGUUCACUAUUAUGUAAAUUAUAUUUUGAUUUUUAUAGUUAUGUGGGUGCGAUAUCCAAUUCGAGGCUGUGAAAAGGAUUCUAGAUUCUUGGGCCUUGUUGUUGAACGUGGUCAUAUUUAUAUUCAAUCUAGACACUCCCAUGGAGAAUACACAGAGAGCAUUCAGAGCACAUCUUCCCACGUACAUUCUAAACUAAUCGCAUUGCUUCACAACCUGACUGUGUCUCUGAAUCAAUUAACAAUUCACCUAAUCCCCAAUUUUUCCAUUUCAUUCUGCAUCGAACUGUUGGUUUCACAAUUCCAUUCCUUUACUCUUCCAAAAAAAGAGUGAGAGCGGGAAAGAGGAGAUCAUUUCCAAUAUUCAUAGUGUUGGCAAUACUCUGUAAUCCCCCACAGGCUCCAGAAUUUUUGAGGAAUUUCCUUACUGAAAAAUGUUGGGAUUGUGUCACCUCCACUGUUGUUCAUCCAAUGGGCAGAUGAGGCCCAGGUUUAAUCUCUCAUCUAAUGAGUAACUCAUCAUGUAGCCAUAUCCCUGGUAUGUCAGCCUAGUUUUUUGCUCCUGGGUGUUGUGGAUGGGACUUGAAUCCAUUGACACCAUUAACGGUGCAUGAUAAUCCUUGAUAUCACUCGAUUGAGCAACAAAUCCACCAUAUCUGUCCCAGACUAAUCUCACAAGCUCUCUUUCAUGGGAGUGUUACAUCCCUGUUCCAAUAUCUUGAAAUGAGCUUCUCCAGGGAUCUGGAGUUAAGAUUUUAAGAAGCGGAAUUUAUUUAAUCUUUGCUCACAUUAUCACUAAGGAUUGUUAAUGUCUAGUAUACACUGCAAUAAAACCACUUUUUUGUUA
Molecule: messenger RNA, 10969 nt
Organism: Amblyraja radiata (thorny skate)
Lineage: Eukaryota; Metazoa; Chordata; Chondrichthyes; Rajiformes; Rajidae
Gene: kcp
Product: kielin cysteine rich BMP regulator
Exons: 56
Coding region: 162-9791 (3209 amino acids)
Biological process (GO): positive regulation of BMP signaling pathway
Cellular component (GO): extracellular region
Molecular function (GO): serine-type endopeptidase inhibitor activity; oxidoreductase activity; protein binding
Source: RefSeq, a predicted model, not a curated record